Messenger RNA from Penicillium angulare, 1191 nucleotides. RefSeq lists its product as uncharacterized. The transcript has a single exon. NCBI's taxonomy places the organism in Eukaryota, Fungi, Ascomycota, Eurotiomycetes, Eurotiales, Aspergillaceae. Gene Ontology annotation, molecular function: protein binding. The coding region runs from base 1 to 1191 and encodes 396 amino acids. Gene Ontology annotation, cellular component: kinesin complex. The record is from RefSeq and is a predicted model, not a curated record.
AUGGAUUCAACUACCCAUUUGGUAGAUGCCAAUCCGUCACCAUACAAAGAGUUAUUGCACCCAUUAGAGAGAGUUGCAACCCCGCCACUCGACCUUGAGUGCAACUCAUCUAGCACACCCAAUCCUGAUUAUGAUUCAAAAGACACAUCACCACAGAACUCUAAAAGGUCUUCGCCAGUGCGCCCAAAACCAUCUCCACUUCAAGAGAUCCACACAAUAGCCAAAGGCGAUGCUUAUAUCAAUGAAGAAGAUUAUGCAAAGGCCGUGGAAAACAUGCAAAGCUCAGAUAUAAAAGACCUGGAUACAAUCGAAGCCAUGGCGAAGCGCGCGUUGAAAUAUCACGACCAAGGAGAAUAUAAAAAGGCGGAAGAAAUCGAAACCGAAGUAAUAGACCUCAAACGAGAAGUAUUCGGCGACGACCACCCUACCACUGUGGUUGCUAUGAGGAACCUUGCUGCAACACAUUUCAUGCAGGGAAAGUAUGUCGAGGCAGAAGAUCUUGGUAUGGAGGUGAUUACUAUCGGGCGAAGGGUAAUGGGCCUUGAGCAUCCGGAAAUUAUUAUUGCCAUGACAAAUUUGGGCGCUGUGUUCUGCGCACAAAGAAACUAUGAUGCAGCCGCGGACGUAGGCCAAGAAGUGGUCUCCCUAGGACGCAGUUACCUUGGUGUUAACCACCCAGAUACUAUCAUGGCAAUGACAAAUCUCUCCUUGGUAUACUUCCAACAAGGGCGAUAUAAUGAGGCCGGAAACAUUGGCGUUGAAGCUGUCUAUCGUGGACGGGAGAUCCUGGGAGAUCGCCACCCACAAACAAUCAAGGCAAUGGGAAAUCUCGCUGCGACAUAUUACGAACAAGGUCGGCUUGAAGACGCGGAAAUGACAGGCGUUGAAGCUGUCACCUUGGCCGGCUAUGUUCUUGGCGAAGACCAUACCCAUACCAUUCUUGCCAUGUUAACCCUGACCAAGAUAUACUGUGCGCAACAAAAGUAUGGGGAGGCCGAGCAAAUUCAAACCAAAGUGGUCAAUAUUCGGUGUGAUACUUUGGGAGAAGAUCAUCCGGAUACUAUCGCAGCCAAGAAUAUCCUCGCGGCGACACAAGCAAAGCAAGAAGACGCAGUGAAACCAAAGCGGUUCUCAUGGAAGUGGGCUCGCCAUAGGCGACAGCAGACAUGGGUACAUAUUAUGCGCGUUUGA